AUGGCAGAUGAAGUCGAUCGAAGAUUAAAUGCGGCUUUGGAUGAGGCUAUCGAUGAAUAUUUUGAAGAUAGCUACAAUAACAUUGUGGAGAACCGAACAAAGAAACAGAACAAACGUGUAUACGUCGAACGAAACCGCGAGGAGGGCCAUAACCGUCUAUGGAAAGACUACUUCUGUGAUGAUCCGACAUUUCCGGCUCAUUUAUUCAGACGGCGUUUCCGCAUGAACAAGGAAAUAUUUAUGCGUAUUGUCGAUCGCCUAUCUGAAAAUAUUUCAUUCUUUCAACAAAAAAGGGAUGCUAUUGGAAGGUUAGGUCUAUCUCCGCUACAAAAGUGUACGGCAGCUCUUCGUAUGCUUGCUUAUGGUUGUGCGGCUGACGCUGUUGACGAAUAUCUCCGACUUGGUGAAAGCACAGCACUUUCGUGUUUAAGCAAUUUCACUGAAGGCGUAAUACAGUGGUUUGGAGUUGAGUAUCUACGAAGACCCACCCCAGACGAUCUUCAACGACUACUCGAUAUUGGAGAGAUACGCGGUUUUCCUGGGAUGAUAGGAAGCAUCGACUGUCGAGCUCCAAGGGUACAGUACGUGGUCAACGGACACCAGUAUGAUUUAGCGUACUACCUCACCGACGGCAUAUAUCCGAAAUGGUCAACAUUUAUCCAAUCAAUCUCACUCCCUCAAGGUCCUAAAGCCGAGUUAUUUGCUAAAGUUCAAGAAGCAACCAGAAAAGAUGUGGAACGUGCUUUUGGAGUAUUGCAAGCUCGAUUUGCAAUAGUGAAAAACCCGGCUAUUUUGUGGGACAUGAGACAAAUAGGGAUGGUUAUGCGAACUUGUAUCAUACUGCACAAUAUGAUAGUAGAAAAUGAAUGGGAUGGCUAUACUCAGUUUGAUACAUCUGCGUUUGAAGAAGGAGACUCGAGUAGGAGUUCACAGGUGGAUAUGUCAUAUUCUACCGACAUGCCUUCAAAUCUCGCCUCCUUUUGCUCCCUCUCCCUUCUCUCUCUAACACAAAUGGCGUUGUCAAAGUCUUCCGUCGUUGCUCUCGUCGCGGUGAUCGUCUCCGUCGUAGCUACCGUCGCUUCUGCUCAGUCUGAGUCUCCAGCCCCAAGCCCUACGUCCGGAUCUGGUGCUUUCUCUCCGUCGAUCGUUUCAGCUGGAGUUGCGGCCGUCGCGGCUCUUGUUUUCGGGUCUGCUCUUCGGAUCUAA
Molecule: messenger RNA, 1206 nt
Organism: Brassica napus (rape)
Lineage: Eukaryota; Viridiplantae; Streptophyta; Magnoliopsida; Brassicales; Brassicaceae
Exons: 3
Coding region: 1-1206 (401 amino acids)
Source: RefSeq, a predicted model, not a curated record